Aspergillus aculeatus ATCC 16872 is the source of this 726-nucleotide messenger RNA. RefSeq lists its product as uncharacterized. The record is from RefSeq and is a predicted model, not a curated record. Bases 1 to 726 code for a protein of 241 amino acids. NCBI's taxonomy places the organism in Eukaryota, Fungi, Ascomycota, Eurotiomycetes, Eurotiales, Aspergillaceae. The transcript is spliced from 2 exons.
AUGCUGGCGUGCGGGGGCCGCGACGAUGGGCUCUUCCGCGCUGCGAUCGCCCAGAGUGGCAGCCCUGUGUUGAUGUGGUCCUCCGUCUCGGCGACGGACUGGCAGCCGCUGUACGAGGCUUUUAUGAAUGCUACGAACUGCACCAAUGCUGUCUCAUGGAGUCCGCUGGACUGUCUGCGCCGUGCCCCGGCCGCUAAUCUCUCUGAUGUUUUCAGCAGCAACCUCACCACGCUCAACCGGCCCAACCCCGUUGUGGACGGCAAUUUCCUCCAAAAGUUGGAGUCUUCCGCGAUCGAGGCCGGCGACUUCGUCAAGGUGCCCCUGCUGCUCCGCACCAGACAGGAAGAGGGAGCCUGGAGCUACUAUAGCGUUGAGGGGAUCAACACCACCGCUGAAUUCCGUGCCAUGGUCGAGUAUGAUGGGUUAAGCACCGCCGCAGCCAACAAGUGGGCUGAACGCGGCGUUGACGUUUAUACAUACGUUUAUGACGUUCUCUUCCACGCCAAGUGGUGGCAGCACGGUGCACAGGAGCAGGGCGGCGUCGCCUUCCUCUUCCAUAACGUGACCCUGUCCGAGUCGCUCAGUCCCACCGACCAGGCUGACCAGAAGAAGACCUUCGAGCCGCUGAAUGUCACCGAGCUCUGUCGAGUGGAGCCGGACACCUACCGGUCGGCCGCAAUUUCGCACUGGAUGGAGCUGUUUCAGACAUGCGAGUAUCCGAAAUAG